Molecule: messenger RNA, 645 nt
Organism: Phycomyces blakesleeanus NRRL 1555(-)
Lineage: Eukaryota; Fungi; Mucoromycota; Mucoromycetes; Mucorales; Phycomycetaceae
Product: GATA-type zinc finger transcription factor
Exons: 3
Coding region: 1-645 (214 amino acids)
Biological process (GO): regulation of DNA-templated transcription
Molecular function (GO): zinc ion binding; sequence-specific DNA binding
Source: RefSeq, a predicted model, not a curated record
AUGUGUGACAAGGAGGAAAUGAACUCUCCGGAUCAGAUGUCGAUCAUACCCGACUUCAAUGGCUCAAGCUCUUGUAAUUCCCAACAGACCAUGUUUAAUGUCGGAGGAAGCUACAGCUAUCUGUCAAGCUACAGUCCAAUUGAUUACAACUACCCACCAGACACACCAGUCUCGGUUUCAAGCGUGCCCUGGUGGGCCAAUGAUCAAAGCUACUUUGAAAAGCAACAGCCACAAAGCCUCGGAUAUACACAAGAACAGCCGAAACCCUUUUCGAAAACGCCUUGUAAUGAAACAGGAAAAUCAAAAAAGAAGGGCAACGGGCGCAUCAAAGAUAUCAAACGGAAAUGUACAAACUGUGGUGCAAAAAACACCCCUUCGUGGCGCAGGGGAUUAAAUAACAGUAACCUUUUGUGCAAUGCCUGUGGGCUUUAUGAGCGUGUAAAUGGAAAGAAGCGUAAGGUCAUGCUUCAACCCGAUGGCUCUAUUAAAGUGGCUAGAGGAGAGGACUCUGAACAUAGCAAAUGUACUCGAUGUGCUCCUCGCUCAAAUGAAUCCAAGGGUAGACUAAAGCCUACCUCUGUUGCAAGCAUUGUCGAAUCAACCAAGUCGGUUACACUUGGUCCAAGCUGGGAGAAGUCUCCCUAA